This is a messenger RNA of Vicia faba (fava bean), 1521 nucleotides long. Lineage: Eukaryota; Viridiplantae; Streptophyta; Magnoliopsida; Fabales; Fabaceae. The record is from the annotation of a GenBank genome assembly.
AUGGCUGUUGCCGAGAGCGGCAGCAGCGCAGGCUCAACUUCAUUCAAUUGUUACAAAGUAGCAAACUUGACUGAAACCAUAUUGAAUGCAAAGCAAACUUCUAAUUUGAAAGACCGUUACAUUCUUGGGGAGCAGUUGGGGUGGGGACAAUUUGGUGUCAUUAGAACAUGCUCCGACAAAAUGACCGGAGAGGUUUUGGCAUGCAAAUCAAUUGCUAAAGAUAGGUUGGUGACUUUGGAUGAUAUGCAAAGUGUUAAACUCGAGAUUGAGAUCAUGGCGAAGUUGUCUGGGCACCCGAAUGUUGUAGAUCUUAAGGCAGUUUAUGAAGAGGAAGAUUUCGUUCAUUUGGUGAUGGAGCUUUGUGCUGGAGGGGAGCUGUUUCACCUGUUAGAGAAGCAUGGGAGGUUUUCUGAAUCUGAAGGCAUGGUUCUCUUUAGACAUCUCAUGCAAAUGGUUUUAUACUGUCACGAAAGCGGCGUUGUUCACCGAGAUUUGAAGCCCGAAAACAUUCUCUUAGCAACUAAAUCCUUCUCGUCUCCAAUUAAAUUGGCCGACUUUGGCCUUGCGACCUACAUUAAGCCUGGACAGAGUUUGCAUGGUUUAGUUGGGAGUCCAUUUUAUAUAGCUCCAGAGGUAUUGGCAGGUGCAUAUAACCAGGCUGCGGAUAUUUGGAGUGCUGGGGUUAUUCUUUAUAUUCUGUUGAGUGGGAUGCCACCGUUUUGGGGAAAGACUAAGUCGCGAAUAUUCGAAGCUGUUAAGGCUGCCGAUUUGAGGUUCCCGUCUGAACCUUGGAAUCGGAUCUCGGAAUCUGCUAAGGAUUUAAUAAGGCGGAUGCUUUGCGUAGAAUCUUCUCAAAGGCUCACCGCCCAAGAGGUUUUGAACCAUUGCUGGAUGGAAAGCGAUCCAACAAAUCUGGAACAACUAAGUGAAAAUAGAGUUGAAAGUUGCAAAGAUUGGCAUGUUGGCGGCGGCUCAUUCUCUUCAUCAUUUAUGUCAAGAAAUAAUGACAUCAGUUUUGGCGCUAGUUCACCUACGUGCGACGCUCAAUCACCUACGUUCACAUGCAAAUCAUCGUUUUCUUCCAUUUUCGUGGAACCAGUGACACCGUUUUCUGCUUCUGGCGGGUUUUCAUUUCGAAGCUCAGGAGGUCCCAUUGGUUUGGAAUUUUCUACUCCUGUUUCCUCUAUGCCUAGCUUUGCAUUUCUCAGCCCUAGUUCUGUUGUCGAGAAAAAGAGUCUUAUAUUCGAGUUCGAGUCUAACGCGUCAGAAGUAAAUGCAAUCGCUAAAGAUUCUCCUCUCUGCCUUGAAAAUUAUGUUAAAGAAAAGGAUCACAAGCCUGUAGAAACGAAAAGGGCAUGUGGAACAAAUUGUAACCGGGCGUUGGGAUUCCACAGCAAGAGAAACCGGACAAUUGGACUUGGCGAGUGUGAGCAACUUGAUCUUGUCGUGACCGAAUCUGUCAUUCGAUGGUUAUCAUGCACACAACUUCCUACAUCACCAAAUUCAUCUCUUGUCUGUUGA